AUUUCAUUGUGCGAGCCGUGAGCACUGUGCCGUGAGUUUUGGUUAUUCAGGCAUUUAUUCAAUUUAUGAGUGAAAUUUAGAAUUAAUUUGAAAAGUUAAAGUGCGGUUGAUGCUCUUGAUUCCAAGUAAUGAUGAACGGUCCAAAAGGACUCGUGACAUUCGUAUACCUGUGUUUCAUCUACAGCACAUCACCAGCCAUUUCAUUGCGCCUAGAUGACAUUGUGGUGGUGGUGCUGAGUCAGGGUGACCAGUACCAUGCAGCUGAAACCGAACAACUCACUCAAAAUAUUCUUCAACAGGCCGCUUCAAUAGAUCAGAAACCGCCUACUAUCAGAACUUUACACAAAGAAUUUCCACAUGUGGGAGCUUGGACAGUCGUACCUCUUUUCCCAUGGCUGAACCAACUUCACAGUAGCAAUAGCUCAUGGUUUUUCUUUGUGGAAGAAAAAACUCAAAUCAAUCUAACUGAGCUGAUCACAUUGGUCAAAGGAUACGACGAGAAAAAGGCUAUAUGGAUGGGUCACGGACUUACUGAUGAAGAAGCAACAAUCAUUCACCAUUUUGCAUUUGCUGAUAAUCCGUCAAAAUUUAAAUAUCCGCUAUUUUCUGCCGGCUUUGUGAUGUCGACUGCAUUAAUAGUCAAGAUGAGUAAAAAAUAUGAAGAGAUGGCUGUAAAAAAUUCAGAUUUUUCUAUUGAUGCAUCUUAUGAGCUUGCGUUGUAUGUUGACAUUCCGUUGGUUGACCUUUCUGCAAAAUUUUGUCUCGAAAAUAGAGUCGGCUGUGUAUCAUAUCCCAAGCAGGACUUUGACUGUGGAGAUCCCGUACCUAAAGAAAGCAUUUUCUUUGCAGUGAAAACUUGUGUCAAAUUUCACCAAGACAGAGUUCCCGUUGUGAAAAGCACGUGGGCAAAACAAACUGCGUUUAUCGAGUUUUUUAGUGAUGAGCAAGAUACAGAAAUUCCAACAACAGCAGUCGGUGUGGAAAAUACUGAAAAAGGACAUUGCCAGAAAAGUUUUGAAAUUUUACGUUUGGUCAAUGAGCGAAUAAAAAAGGGAUUGCCUUCUAUAAAAUGGGUGAUGUUGGCUGAUGAUGAUACCUUGAUCAGAUCAUAUAGAUGUUCAUACAGAGCUUUAAUCAAUCUUUAUUACAGCCGGGACCAGCGACUCAACGUGUCCAACAUUCGAACCCAAGGCUUCUGUUUUACAAAUCCAGAGUCUAAAGCACUCGACUACGGCCACUCCAUUAGACUCGUGACACUCGUAUACCUGUGUUUCAUCCACAACACAUGUAUCAACACACCACCAGCCAUUUCAUUGCGCCUAGAUGACAUUGUGGUGGUGGUGCUGAGUCAGGGUGACCAGUACCAUGCAGCUAAAGCCCAACAACUACGUCAAAAUAUUCUCCAACAGGCCGCUGCAAUAAAUCAGAAACCGCCCUCUAUCAGAACUGUACACAAAGAAUUUCCACAUAUGGGAGCUUGGACAGUUGUACCUCUUCUCCCAUGGUUGAACAAACUCCACUCUAGCAAUAGCUCUUGGUUUUUCUUUGCAGAAGAAAAAACUCAAAUAAAUUUAACUGGGCUGAUUAAUUUGGUAAAAGGAUAUGACAAGAAAAAGGCCAUGUGGUUGGGCCACGGACUGAUUCAUGGAGACAAAUUCAUUGCACAGAUAACAUCUCUCGAUCAUUUACAUACUCCUGCAUUAAAAUCCAAAUGUCCGCUAUUUGCUGCUGGCUUUGUGAUGUCCACUGCAUUAAUAGUCAAGCUGAGUGAAAUAUAUGAAGAAAUGGCUUUAAUAAGAUCAAAUUUUUCCCUUGAUGCAUCUUAUGAUCUUGCGUUGUUUGUUGAAAUUCCUUUGGUUGACCUUCCUGAUAAAUUUUGUAUAGAGAAUAGAAAAGGAUGUGUAUCAUUUCCCGAAAAGGACUCUUAUUGUGGAGAUCCCGUACCUAAAGAAAGUAUUUUCUUUGCAGUGAGGACAUAUGUCAAAUUCCAUCAAGACAGAGUUCCAGUUGUGAAAAGCACGUGGGCAAAGCAAACUGCGCUCAUCGAGUUUUUUAGUAACGUGCAAGAUUCAGAAAUUCCAACAACUGCAGUCAGUGUGAAAAAUACUGAAAAAGGACAUUGCCGGAAAACUUUUGAAAUUUUAGAUUUGGUUAAUGAGCGAAUCAAAAAGGAAUUGCCUUCAAUAAAAUGGGUGAUGAUGGCUGAUGAUGAUACCUUGAUCAGAUGGAAUCGAAUCCCGUAUAUAAUACAAAACAACGUUGUUCACAAAGUAAUGUUUGCUUUACAGGGAGAUCCCGUACCUAAAGAAAGUAUUUUCUUUGCAGUGAGGACAUAUGUCAAAUUCCAUCAAGACAGAGUUCCAGUUGUGAAAAGCACGUGGGCAAAGCAAACUGCGCUCAUCGAGUUUUUUAGUAACGUGCAAGAUUCAGAAAUUCCAACAACUGCAGUCCGUGUGAAAAAUACUGUAAAAGGACAUUGCCAGAAAACUUUUGAAAUUUUAGAUUUGGUUAAUGAGCGAAUCAAAAAGGAAUUGCCUUCAAUAAAAUGGGUGAUGAUGGCUGAUGAUGAUACCUUGAUCAGUGUCCCUAGACUGCAAUCGUUGCUGAGCUGUUGGCCUGACAGUGGACCCAUAGCUAUCGGUGAAAGGUACGGCUUCAAUGUGCAAGGCUCCAAACAAGGCUUCAACUAUCUGACAGGAGGCGCAGGACUCGUAAUAAGUCCUUCAGCUAUUCCUCAAAUGUUGGAAAUGUGCGACUGUGAACAUAUUGAUCAGGCUGAAGACAUGACAGUGGGAUAUUGUCUGGCCAAUCUCAGCAUUCCUCUCGUGCAUACUCCGACUUUCCACCAGGCCGCACCCAUCGAUUAUGCAUUUAAUUAUCUGGCCGUACAUAAGCCUGUUACAUUUCAUAGGUUUUGGAACAUCGACCCAUUGGCUGUUUAUAAUGAGUGGUUUUCAUCAAGUGAUAAUCAUACACAGCUUUAA
Nilaparvata lugens (brown planthopper) is the source of this 2984-nucleotide messenger RNA. RefSeq lists its product as uncharacterized. The record is from RefSeq and is a predicted model, not a curated record. Gene Ontology annotation, cellular component: membrane. NCBI's taxonomy places the organism in Eukaryota, Metazoa, Arthropoda, Insecta, Hemiptera, Delphacidae. Bases 129 to 2984 code for a protein of 951 amino acids. Gene Ontology annotation, molecular function: acetylglucosaminyltransferase activity. The transcript has 23 exons.